Messenger RNA from Synchiropus splendidus (mandarinfish), 2091 nucleotides. RefSeq names its product protein shisa-like-2A. The transcript is spliced from 3 exons. Bases 12 to 512 code for a protein of 166 amino acids. The record is from RefSeq and is a predicted model, not a curated record. NCBI's taxonomy places the organism in Eukaryota, Metazoa, Chordata, Actinopteri, Syngnathiformes, Callionymidae.
UCUGGUGCAGCAUGAGCGCCGGUCUGUGCAGCAGCUACUACAGAGCCAACGGGACGUUUGAGGACAGUUUCUCUUGCCCCAAACCUGGAAAUGCCGCGCUCGCCGUCUAUUGCUGUGGAUUUAACGACUACAAAUACUGUUGCAACGACCCCAACAGUUUCUUCCCCUACGACUAUGGAUACAUGUGGUGGCUGAGUUUCGGCGCCCUUGUUGGCCUGUCGAUUGCCGCUGUGGUCCUCCUGGCGUUCCUCAUCACAGUGUGCGUCCUCUGCUACCUCUUCAUCGCUACCAAGCCCAGCUGCCUGGACUCUGGUCUGCCUCUGCGAGCACCAGGGGGUGAGUCCGCCGCCGGGUCCGGUAACGGGCAAGCAGCGCCUGGUCCGCAGGGGUUCCGGAAGCACUUCAUGAGCCGAAAGCUUCACUCUGACAACCAGCCUCAGGACCCGGAGCGACUAUUCCAGCGUUGCUUCACGGCAACGGUCACUAGCGUUCGAGUGGAAAGUCCUUCGUAAUUCGUGGGGGCGGACGGACCCUUCAGACUGGAGAGACACCGGCGCGCAUGAGGACCUCCGUCCUCCUGUGGAUGGUGGGGCUGUGGAGGUCAAGAUAUGAGCUGCCGUAAUGCAGACCACUGGCUUCAACAUUCCGCGGCACGAGUGCAGCCUAAACCGCUGCACCUUAUCAGGGAUGAGACUGGAACAGUUCAGUCACAGCGAGAGCUUCAAAGGACCCACCACAUAAUAGCACUCAGUGAGGUGCCCUGCUGUGAAAAUGCCUUCUUAUAAAUACCGUGUCUCGUUCAAGCAGAACAAAAUGUAAUUGCAGGAGGAACCAGAGCUGUAACCAAGAGGGUGUCAGUGCGGCUCUGUAGUGGUGGUUUAAUGUAGCAUUGUUGCCGAAUGUGUCACUCUCUGCGUCAUAUGCUCUAUUUUCUUUUGUUUUGGACAGAAAUGGUUCACUUUCAGUGGAGCGGGGCAAAAAACGUUUGUGAUUCUGUGUGUCAAACUCAAGGCCCCGGGGCCUAAUCCAGCCUGCUAACUCAAGCCAUGUGGCCUCUGAAUAUGUUGUGGGUUUAGUAUGGUUCCAUGCCACAAUCCAGCGAUCACAUUCAAAUUAGCGUAGCGCUCUCUUAAGGUGGGUUUCCAUUAGCUUUGGAAUUAGAAAGAUCUAAAUAGCAUAAAUUGUAAAAAGCUUUUUACAAAAACAAUCCUAAUGCAAAAAUCAUCAUGAGGUUUUGCGCUGAUGUCAGGAAACUUGAGUAUAUCGCAUCAGUUCCACGUCCCCCACAGCGUAAGAUUUGAAUAGCAUCAUCCGCUACAAACAAUCCUUAAUGGAAACAAGUUCAAAAUGCAGGUGUGGAAAUUUUAGAACUAGCGUGGUCUAAACAAACCGUAUAAACCAGCUAUGGCUGGCAACAAAACAGGUUAGCCGUGCUAGCGUAGUCAAACAUUGCCCGAUUUCAACACCCACUUGGGUGUAUUUCAAGCAACAGCCAUUAAUCCGAUGCUUCUUUUGCGUGUCGUGUGCGAUGCCAUCACCAAAGAACACUGACAGACUUAUUCAGUCGGCCGCCUCUGUCCCUUGUGUGUGACUUUACAACUGCUGUGGUGACUUUACAACAUGUUGAUGCCACACUUUUGUGCCUUAUCUUGUUUGAGCAGUGAAGCUGAACGUGGUGUUGCUGGUGGGAGGGGGUGUUGUUCUGCGGUGUUUCAACGUGUCAGUCACGUGUGCCAGUAAACUUGUUGAUAUGUACAGUACAUGAGCUUGUGUGUUACUCUGCAGCACAACGCUGCGUCCGACGGCCAAGCUGUUCCUGACUGUGCCUUCUUUCACUUCUUCUCCACUCCUCAGCUGUGUACACCGCCUUCUCCAUGUCAGUUCUUUUGAGCAUCCUGUAGGAGGCGUACAAGGGUUGGCCUCCCAAUAAGUUGGACCCAAGAUCUCCCUGGAUCAUGUCCAUGACAGGUUGAAGGUCAGUCUCAGACCUGGACUAUGUGGAAGAGAGGUUUUGUUCCAGAGUGAUGGGAACAUAUCUGAGCCAUUUGUUUCUGUUGCCACAAUCAGAAAUGGAUGGUUCAUUCUGUCAAU